AUGGAGGGUAAUGGAGGGGCUCAAUUGGAUGGGAAGGUUUUGCAGACAUUUCAAAAGAGUUUCGUUCAAGUUCAAAACAUUUUGGAUCAUAACAGGGUGUUGAUCAACGAGAUUAAUCAGAAUCACGAGUCGAAGAUCCCUGAUAAUCUGAGUAGAAAUGUGAGUUUGAUCCGAGAAUUAAACAACAAUAUAAAGAAAGUUGUUGAUCUUUACUCUGAUCUUUCGUCAAAUUUUUCAAGAUCGAUUGAUGUUAAUUCAUCUGAAGGGGAUUCAAGAUCAGAUGGAAAAGGUUUGCAGAAGAGAACGAGGCCUGGUUAG
Molecule: messenger RNA, 318 nt
Organism: Lactuca virosa
Lineage: Eukaryota; Viridiplantae; Streptophyta; Magnoliopsida; Asterales; Asteraceae
Source: the annotation of a GenBank genome assembly